This is a messenger RNA of Schizosaccharomyces japonicus yFS275, 675 nucleotides long. RefSeq lists its product as hypothetical. Lineage: Eukaryota; Fungi; Ascomycota; Schizosaccharomycetes; Schizosaccharomycetales; Schizosaccharomycetaceae. The transcript has 2 exons. The record is from RefSeq and is a predicted model, not a curated record. The coding region runs from base 1 to 675 and encodes 224 amino acids.
AUGUUCGUUCGUAACCUCUUCCAACUACGUAGUUUGGGGAAACUGGCUCAUCAGGUGAAUUUACUAGACGUCUUUGAAGAUGACAAAGUGGCAUCUCAAAGUUUAGAAGCGUUCAAUGGACCAUCUUGGCCUGCAGUCUCAGAAACAGGAGUCGCCCUACCCGUUCCAGUGACCCCAACUCAGGUGCUUCAACAUAUUAUUGAGUACGAGUUUACAGAGCCUUCUAAUUUCUUUCAAUCGCUCUCUAAACUUUCAUUUCCACUGAAACAAAGCGUCUUGAACCAUAAAAUUACGGAACAGUAUGCACUCGGCUUACUAUACGCGAGCCAAAUUGCACAGCGCGUUCUUUAUGGACGAAAACGAAAGAAUGAUCUUGCUUCCGUUCUUACGGAUCGACUUUAUCUUUCCUGGAAGGCAUUUCUCCCGCGUUUGCGCAUUCUGUGCCUAAAAAACCCUGAUCUACCUAUACGAAACCUAGACACAACACCAUUAGAGCCUCUCUCAAUUACUCCUGCUCCUACGACCUGCCAUGUUUGUGGGUUGGACGAAAACGAACGCGUUCCCGAAAUCCUUGUCGAAGACUUAUUUGUAUGGGAAGGUUCAAUUGCCUGGCAUGAACAUUGCAAGAAGAUGUAUGAUCAUCUUUUAGCUGAUGGUACGCUUAAAACAUCUUAA